AUGGAAUUCUUUCAAAAGGCGAAGAAGGUCCGGCUCCGGGGCCGGGGAGACAAGCACCUAAUAGCCGCCGAUGACAAAGAAACCGUGGUACAAUGCCGGAAUGGGUCCUCUGAAAACGCUGUUUGGAGGGUGGAAGUGGUGGAAGGGAAAGACGUGGUGCGCCUGAAGAGUUGUCACGGGAAAUACCUGACGGCCUCUUGCGUUCCAUUCAUUCCGGGAGUCACCGGAAAAAAGGUCCUCCAGACAGUGCCGGACAAAAACGAAGCAGCGUCAACGGAAUGGGAGCCCAUCAGGGAUGGAUUCCAGGUGCGGUUAAAGACGCUGCAGGGAAAUUAUCUGCGCCCCAACCGCGGAUUGCGGCCGUGGAGAAACUCGAUCACCCACGACCCGCCAAACCGGCACCGGACGUAUGAAAAGGCGCUGUGGGACGUGGAGGCGGUGGAGGAGGAGGAGUAG
Molecule: messenger RNA, 456 nt
Organism: Ipomoea nil (Japanese morning glory)
Lineage: Eukaryota; Viridiplantae; Streptophyta; Magnoliopsida; Solanales; Convolvulaceae
Exons: 1
Coding region: 1-456 (151 amino acids)
Source: RefSeq, a predicted model, not a curated record